This is a messenger RNA of Scophthalmus maximus (turbot), 2429 nucleotides long. Its product is annotated as putative C-type lectin domain family 20 member A. The transcript is spliced from 6 exons. Bases 1111 to 2217 code for a protein of 368 amino acids. The record is from RefSeq and is a predicted model, not a curated record. Lineage: Eukaryota; Metazoa; Chordata; Actinopteri; Pleuronectiformes; Scophthalmidae.
CCUUUUUUUUUCUCGAAUUCUUGGUAAAGUUUUGAGAUCCACAAAGAACAAUUUGAUUUUAAAUAUAACAAUUGUGCAGUCAGAUGAAGAUUUUUGUUUAUUUUAACAUUGAAGAAAUUAUUUUUUUAAUAUAAAGUCUGAAUGUCUGGAUUUUUGUAGGAACUUGGGUCGCUUAUGCGAACAAUUUAGUUUUUUGUCCUCCAGUCAGUUUGAGGUUUACAAGGUAACGUACCUAAAUCAUCAGCGAGGUGAGUUGGGACAUGACACGACUGUAACUUUAUAUAUGACAACAAACAUGGCUACCUAGCAUCUGCAAAUGGGCAAAUUCAUUUUGACCCAACUGACGCAGGAUUUUUUUGAGGCCGUUAAAUGGAUAUUGGUCUUUAAAAAAAAAAAAAAAAUCGACUAAGUAUGAUGACUGUUAAUUUAGCUUUACAUAUCAAUAACUCAUAUUUUUAACGCAAUUCGCUCAAAUUCUUGUCACUUUUUGUCACGUCCAACCUGAAUUUUCUUGCCAUUUUAUCGGCCGACAUAGAUACUUAUACCAAUAUUUAUGCAUAAGCCAAUACUUAGUAUUAUGUAUUUUUUUUCGUCAGGGAACCUGCAGAUUUUCUUUUCUUGCCGUGUUCAUUUUAAAGUCUGCUGACCUCGCCUCUCUCAGAAAGUAAUGGGAUGAUAAACACGUUUUACUCGCUGGCUGCGCCCAGGUCCAUACAUCAUGAACAGCCACUGAAAUGUUAAGUUUGCUGCCGAAUGUUUGGCAUCUCCUUGACGUAACCUUGGCGACGCCGGCUGAGCAGUUCAACGAUGCAAGCAGAUUAGUUUCCCUGCGUCCCAGCGUCUCUUGGACGUAACGUCUUUUAUUAUUCUAGGUCUGUAGGUAAAUCUCCCUCUCUCUCAUUUGCAAAACAAUCAAAUGUUUGCUGAGGAUGCAGAAACGGGGAGCUGAUAGUUGACUUUCGCGUGUCUGCUAGUCAAAUGAAUGUUCUGAUAUGAGGAAGUCAAAGCGCCGAGACGUAUGAAGCUUCGUGUCGGAGGCUCGUGGAGCGGCGCCGGGCGUUUCUCACUGAAGACCACAAACCUACGCAUCACGACAGUGUUAUUGUGACGAUGAAGAGCCGCCCCUCGGGACCCUUCCUCCUCCUCCUCCUCCUCCUCUGCACGCCUGCGUCUGGACUGGGAUCAGUGUUGAGGAAGAGUUUCUUCUACAGUCAGAACCAUUACACCUGGCAGGAUGCUCAAAGCUUCUGCAGGAGAUAUAGUUACAACGCUGACUUGGCCAUCAUGUACACACUGUCGGAUACAGACAGCAUGGACCUAGACAGAUACCAUGCGUGGAUCGGCCUGCACAGACCAGUCAUCCCCAGUGAUUUAGGGAGCAGCUGGAGUUGGUCCGACAGACAAGGCACCAGCUUCCGAUCCUGGGCGUCGCAUGAGCCACACUACACCGAUGACUGUGCUUCCAUCUCUUCCGUGAACAAAAAUUUUUACGGCAGCAAGUGUGGCGUACAGUCCUUCGUCAUUUGCCAAACUCGAAAGUCUAAAUACACGUUUGUACCCGAGUCGAAGACGUGGCCCGAGGCCCAGCAGUACUGCAGGGCCAGAUACCAGGAUCUGGCCACUUUCAAGAGCAACUCCGAUGUGGAAGAAGGCGUUCUUCCACGGGACUUUCCAGUCUGGACUGGACUGCACAGAGACGCGGCGGCGUGGAAGUGGAGCAGAGGCCGGUCCGACUACCGAGCCUGGGCGCCGGGCGAGCCGAGUGGCAGCGGCGACUGCGUCGCCGUCUCCUCCCUGAAUAAACGGAUGUCGACCCGGGACUGCUCCGCCCGGUUCCCCCUGGUCUGCUCCGCGGACAACCUGGUGCUGGUGAAGGAGAACAAGACGUGGGAGGAGGCGCUGCAACACUGCCGAGCGCUCGGGUCGCCGCGCUUCCACGGCGUUCGCCACGAGCUGCUGAGCGUGCAGCCCGGACCGGAGCACGACUACGCGAGGAACCGCGUCAUGGAGGCCGACACCGAGGAGGUGUGGACGGGCCUUCGUUUCCUGGCCGGCGAUUGGCUGUGGGUGAACAGGGCGGGUCUGCUCCGCUCUGACCUGCCCAGCUGCCCCCACGCGAGGCGGCACUGUGGAGCCUUGUCCAAGAACGACACGGGCCGAGUGGAGACCAGGGACUGUGCGGAGAGGAAGAACUUCCUGUGUUACAGCUGGUGGUGACGGUCGCCCUCAUCCUCGCCGCCCCAUUGUCCUGCGUCUGCCUUCUCUGUUCACGCGACGCUGAAGAUUUCUCUCCGGUGCGCUGGUUCUUCCGACGCUAGGCGCUAUUGCGCGUUCCGACGGGAAGCCCUGCAAAUUGUUUUCCUGAUGAAUGAAUUUGCGUUUCAUAAUUUCAUUUGAAAUCAAUCCAUAAACCGAACCGUUGACAUGAA